CGAUGGGCUAUCGCGGCCAAAAAUAUUUCAGUAAAGGCAAGUAAGAUUUAUUACUAUGGUGACAAAAGAAAUGGGAAGAUUAGAAGUUGGACUACGCGUCGAAACAACCACCUAAGCAACCUGAGUGCGUCUUGGGAUCAAUUACAAACGGAUGCUGUUAAAGCAUUCUGGCUGAAUAUUAACCUGGAAAAGGCUGAGAUAGAACGGCAAUUGUCAGAGACUAUUUUGGGGCAGAAGUUAAUAGAACUAAGGCAAAAAGAAGUGGAUAUAGAAUUAUCCAAAGCUGAGUUUGUAAUAAGACAUUCUAUGACAGGGAAUAAAGGGCACGAAUUAUUAAAUAAUCAAAAAUUAAAAUAUAUGAAAAACCUUGAUGACGAUGAAGAAAUAGAAUUGGGAGAACCUUCUACAAGUAAAUCUAGAAAGAGAAAACCUGUUCGUUCUAAUGACGAUUUGACUGAGACUGAUAAGACUGAUGAUAGUGAAUAUUUUCCUAGUGAUAACGAUACAUUUGAUCCCUCCGACUCCUCUUGUUCAGAUCACAACCAUAAGAAGGCAAGUAACAUUAAUCAAAAAAUUGAUAAAGGGAAAAAACGUGCAGAUGUAAAAGAAACACGAAGUAUCAAUAUCUGUAGGACUCAAACGCGAAAUCGCAAGGUUUUAAGGACGCCAUCUCCAAGAUCAACCAAUAAAGCGAAUCUUAUUAUAACUCCAGAAAAACCAAGCCUUUCUGAAAAGUCAGCACAAUAUAUACAUAAUCAUAUAGCAAUAAAAACAAACGAGCAACAUGCAAUUUUAAAAACUGAGGGGGUUUCUAUAAAAAUUCCAGAUGCAAUUUAUAACUGGCUUGUCAAAACCAUUAAGAAAGAAUUUAAAACUGCCAUUAUGGUUCCAUUUGAACCCGAAGAAUGUGAAAACCUUCACCAUUUUCGACAAAUAUGUGAAUCGGUCCUUUAUGACUUAAUUGUCCCCCUCUUCAAGGCACUACAAUCAGAAUACCCAGAAUAUAAAUUCAGUUGGAUCGAGUUUGAAGUGAAAAGUAUUAGGGAAAUUGCAAAGGUGUUUCCGGGCUUUGAUUUAAUCAUAAAUAAAGCUGACGGUAUUGGGACUAAGGUUUCAUGUGACCAUGCAGUUGUAUUUAUUGAAGUAUCCGGUCGUCCCGGUAAACAGGAUGAAACCCACAUAGAAGGUGAUGCCGAAAAACUUUUAAAAGAAGCGACAUUUGGAUUGGUUUCAUUACUUAGAAAUUAUUUGGAUAAACCUGCAGAGGUGGCAAAGAACGUGCAU
Molecule: messenger RNA, 1284 nt
Organism: Acaulospora morrowiae
Lineage: Eukaryota; Fungi; Glomeromycota; Glomeromycetes; Diversisporales; Acaulosporaceae
Source: the annotation of a GenBank genome assembly